UGUGUUGGGGGGGCGUGUUGCUUCGCGGUUGUCCUGGAACUGGGAACGCCCUCAACCCCACUUCUCUUUACUGCUCACGGCAUCUCUCUGCUUGGUUAUCCUUUGAACCAGUCCAACAACUGCGAGCAGCGCGCGUGCACACGUUUUGUUGUUGUUGUUGUGUGACAUGGCCAAAGAGUUCGAUGAUGGAGGGCUUUGGCUGCCUUCUGAUUUCCUCUGCGACGAGUUCGUUCUCAGUGGAGGAGGAGGCAAGGACGGUGGGGGCGACUUUGCCGCGGCUUGCUUUACGGGCGAGUUCUCUUUUGGGUUUGGCUCAAAUCUGGACUCUCCUGUGGAGUCGGUGACGGAGACGGAAGAGAGCGACGAGGAAGAGGACCACAUCGCCGGGCUCACGCAGCAGAUGGCUCGUUACUUCCUCCAAGACGAGGACAAGGAUGCCUCCGGUGGUGCAGCGGACGACGCAAAGGCCAUGGCACGCUCGCCCCAGUCAACGCUGUGCGCGUGGUCCGCCGCCUCCAACAAGGGGAGCCCGAACGGCCCGUCGCUCGUCUCUUCGCCGCCAUCCACGUCUCCGAUGAAGAAGCAAAACAAGGAUCCCGCUGACCUGCUCUACGAAGCCGCGGGGCAGGUGAUUCGGAUGCGGAGCAACGAUCUUGGCCGUCGCGAGAGUCUCUACGACCGCGGGAUUCUUGGCGCGCCGAUUAAACCCACCCUGGCGGCGUCGGUGGCUUCAGAGAACGCGAGCUUUGGCUACCAUGCGACCGGUGCCGUCACUCCCGUUCUCACGCAUCAGCAACUGCAGGCAGCACAAUUUCACCAUCUGAGGCAGCAGCAAACGAUGAAGCAGCCGCUGUCGGUGGCCUGGGGAACGCAGAGCAAAGCCAGAGGCGGUGGCCGGCCCUUGGAUCUAUCGCCCUCCGCGUGGCCACCGCUCCGAAAACCGCCACCGCAGCAGCAGCAACCACCGCUUCCAGGGGCCGGGAUGCGGGCCGUGUUCCUCCACAACGCCGGCUCGCGGAAGGAGUCCGCCGGGACCGGCGUCUUCCUGCCGCGGACGGUUGGCAAGAAGCUCGAGCCAAGGAAAAAGACCGGCUGUUCGACCGUGCUGGUUCCCGAUAGGGUGGUUCAAGCUCUGAACCUGAACCUGAAGGAGUUCGCAGCACAGCCACGCUUCCCCGGUGGCUUUGUUCUGACUCAUGAUGCACUUGUUGGGCGAAGCAGUGCGGGGCUAUCACAUCAGAGAAGGAAACACAACCUAACUGCCUCGCCGACGCCCGAUGCAGCAGUGGCGACGGCAGCAACCCAUGACAUCGGCCUCCCUCAGGAAUGGACCUACUGACCCAUCUCACGUACACCAACUUACUGCAGUCUUAGUGCUUGCAAUAGUUUUUAGGAUAGGGAGUAGGAGAAGAAAUUAUGAAGAAAAAUUAUAUAUAUAUAUGGCAUAAGCAGCAGCAGUAGGGAAUUUAUAAUG
Molecule: messenger RNA, 1474 nt
Organism: Musa acuminata AAA Group (dessert banana)
Lineage: Eukaryota; Viridiplantae; Streptophyta; Magnoliopsida; Zingiberales; Musaceae
Exons: 6
Coding region: 167-1339 (390 amino acids)
Source: RefSeq, a predicted model, not a curated record